Messenger RNA from Arachis ipaensis, 714 nucleotides. RefSeq names its product cytochrome b5. The record is from RefSeq and is a predicted model, not a curated record. Gene Ontology annotation, cellular component: intracellular membrane-bounded organelle; membrane. Gene Ontology annotation, molecular function: heme binding. Lineage: Eukaryota; Viridiplantae; Streptophyta; Magnoliopsida; Fabales; Fabaceae.
AUGCCAACGAUAUCAAACUUCUACAGCAUGAAAGAUGCAUCCAAGCACAGCACCAAAGACGAUUGCUGGAUCGUUGUCAAUGGAAAGGUAUAUGAUGUAACACAAUAUUUGGAUGAUCAUCCUGGUGGAGAUGACGUAAUCCUUGCCGCAACUGGGAGAGAUGCAACAGAUGAUUUUGAAGAUGCCGGACACAGCAAAAGCGCGAGAGAACAAAUGGAGGAGUACUUCAUUGGUGAGCUUGACACAUCGGCGCCAAUUUUCACGGAGAAAAGUUAUCAUGUGAAGCUCAUGCAGUUGGCAAAGCAAUAUUGGGCUGUUCCUGUAGCUGCUGUUGGUAUCUCGGUAGUAAUUGGAUUCUUAUACUUGCGUAAGUAAGAAUCACAGGACUAAAAAUCAAUUCUUUCAUUGUUGCUACUGAAAAUGAAUUAGGGCAACAAAUUUUUUCAUUGCUUGAAGGAUAAGAACUAUAAGAAUACUGCCACAUUUCAAAAUAAUAAUCUACAUUUGAUUAUAUGAAUGACUGAAGAAUUGAUUAACGAAUGGAUUAUCAAACGUUUUUUUUUUUGUAGUUAUUGCAAUUGAUCUGUUGAAGAUUGUUUUUUCUUAGGAAAAAGCAAAGUCCUCUUAAGUUGUGUUAGUUAUGUUAUUUGUGUGCUUUUAUGCUCUGAUGUUCAUAACAAUUGCCAUCUCAAUUUAACGUGUGUAUUUGCCAUC